Chrysochloris asiatica (Cape golden mole) is the source of this 348-nucleotide messenger RNA. RefSeq names its product thiosulfate sulfurtransferase (rhodanese)-like domain containing 1 (gene TSTD1). Lineage: Eukaryota; Metazoa; Chordata; Mammalia; Afrosoricida; Chrysochloridae. The record is from RefSeq and is a predicted model, not a curated record. Bases 1 to 348 code for a protein of 115 amino acids. The transcript is spliced from 4 exons. Gene Ontology annotation, molecular function: thiosulfate-thiol sulfurtransferase activity. Gene Ontology annotation, cellular component: cytoplasm.
AUGGCUGGAGCACCCAUGGUCUCUCUCCCUGAACUCCGUUCGCUCCUGUCCUCUGGCCGGGCUCGCCUCAUUGACGUACGAUCCCGAGAGGAGGCGGCAGCUGGGACCAUCCCAGGGGCGCUCAACAUCCCUGUGUCUGAGUUGGAAAGGGCCCUGCAGAUGGAGCCAACUGCUUUCCAGGCUUUGUACUCUGCUGAGAAGCCACGGUUGGAAGAUGAGAACCUUGUUUUCUUCUGUCAAAUGGGCAAGCGGGGCUUCCAGGCUACGCAGCUAGCCCGAGGCCUUGGAUACACAGGGGCUCGCAACUAUGCUGGGGCCUAUAAAGAAUGGUUGGAGAAAGAACGUUAG